AAUGCCAUCGGACAUGGUUUCUUAGCUUUUACGACGUAUCGCCAUUUCUCCGAUUCAGAUUUCAGGCGGAAUAUUUUUCACAAUCGGAGAAGAAACCCCGCGGUACACAAUUCAGACGCAUAUAAUUCUUCAAUCUCAUUCUUGAAUCUUGAUUUUGAUCCAUUCUUUAACACGGCCCUUUCCCCUUUCUUCCCUAUAACCGCCCCUAUGGUCUGUCUCUGCAUAGUUUGCGUGUAAUUGAUGUUAUGAACACAUCUUGCAUAGAUAAAUACUGGGUUUGCACGAGUGUAUAUGUAUGGACACAGGUUUUGUAUUGUUGAUUGAUUGUGGUGUAUCCAAAAAUGAUGGAACUCAAGACCUUAAAUCCGGUUCCACCGCCCCUCAAACCGCCGGCGCCGCCAUCGCUACCGCCGGGUCUUCGCCUCUUCCCAACUCUCAAUUCUCCACACAAGACUUCCCAUCAGAUCUUGGUCUUCGCCCUCACCUUUACAGCCUACGCCGCCUUCCAUGCUUCCCGUAAACCCCCUAGCAUAGUUAAAUCUGUUCUUGGCCCAGAUCCCAAAACCCUUAACACCACUAGCAACAGUUCUCUAGAAUGGACAGGUGGGUGGGCGCCGUUUGAUGGCCCUGAUGGACCCCACAGGCUUGGCGAGCUCGAUCUCUUCUUUCUGUUGUCUUACUCCGUGGGGAUGUAUUUCGCGGGUCAUAUAGGUGAUAGCAUUGAUCUGAGGCUUUUCUUGACUGCGGGAAUGGUGGGCAGUGGGGUUUUCGUUAUAGUUUUUGGGUUGGGUUAUUUUCUUGAUGUGCAUUGGCUGCCAUUUUUCGUGGUGGUUCAGUGUUUCUGUGGAUUGUUUCAGUCAAUAGGGUGGCCUUGUGUGGUGGCAGUGGUGGGGAAUUGGUUUGGGAAGGCAAAGAGAGGAUUCAUAAUGGGGGUUUGGAAUUCCCAUACUUCAGUAGGGAAUAUUAUAGGUUCUUUAGUUGCCUCAUCAGUUUUGGGAUAUGGUUGGGGAUGGUCUUUUGUGUUGCCUGGGCUUUUCAUCGUGGCUGUGGCAAUUUCGGUUUAUUUGUUUCUUGUUGUAAGGCCAGAAGUUAUUGGUUUUGAUAUGCCAGCAGAUGAGGUUGAGAUAGUCCCCGAGGGAGAGGCAUUGGUAGGUGAAGAUGAAGGAGAGGAGGGGAGAUUAGUGGCAUCUAAAAAUGAAGGCUCUGUAGCAAUUGGGUUCUUGGAGGCAUGGAAGCUACCCGGGGUUGCACAAUAUGCAUUCUGCCUGUUCUUCUCAAAACUCGUGGCUUACACAUUUCUGUAUUGGUUGCCCUUCUACAUAAGGCACACAGCUGUUGCUGGAGUGCAUCUGUCUCACGAAAAAGCAGGAAUCUUUUCAUCAAUCUUUGAUAUUGGGGGAGUAAUUGGAGGAAUUUUGGCAGGGGUGAUCUCUGAUAAAAUUGAAGCCCGGGCUGUAACUUCAGUUGCCUUCUUGUUGUUGUCAAUUCCGGCCCUUAUUUUAUAUCGCCUUUAUGGAAGUAUAUCCAUGUUCGCCAACAUAGCGUUGAUGCUUAUUUCUGGCUCACUGGUUAAUGGACCGUAUGCUCUCAUUACAACAGCAGUUGCAGCUGAUCUUGGCACUCAGAGUGUAGCAGGUGGAAGUUCACGGGCAUUAGCUACUGUAACUGCAAUUAUAGACGGGACUGGUUCUGUAGGAGCCGCCAUUGGGCCACUCCUCGCGGGAUAUAUUUCAACUCGAGGAUGGAAUAGCGUAUUUUUUAUGCUUAUUCUGUCAAUAUCCUUUGCGGGCUUGUUAUUGAUUCCUGUUGUCAAAAGAGAGAUUAAUGCAAAGGUGAAUGAGGGGAAAUGGCUUUGGUUUAGAUGGGGUUCUCAAUAGGCAUGCCUUUGAGCUAUUCUGUUCUUCAAGAUAUUGUGCAUACUUAGUGGAGGCUAUGGAGCUUCUUUUUUGUCUUGAUAUCUCUUAAAGCUCAGUUCUUGGAUGUAUUUUUGUAUGUAUCAUUGAAAAGGGAUUUGAUCAAGGAAUAUUUG
Ipomoea nil (Japanese morning glory) is the source of this 2029-nucleotide messenger RNA. RefSeq names its product putative glycerol-3-phosphate transporter 5. The transcript has 2 exons. The record is from RefSeq and is a predicted model, not a curated record. NCBI's taxonomy places the organism in Eukaryota, Viridiplantae, Streptophyta, Magnoliopsida, Solanales, Convolvulaceae. Gene Ontology annotation, cellular component: membrane. Gene Ontology annotation, biological process: transmembrane transport; phosphate ion homeostasis. The coding region runs from base 342 to 1877 and encodes 511 amino acids. Gene Ontology annotation, molecular function: transmembrane transporter activity.